Messenger RNA from Pelmatolapia mariae (spotted tilapia), 2930 nucleotides. It is a transcript of the gene mastl, whose product is annotated as microtubule associated serine/threonine kinase-like. NCBI's taxonomy places the organism in Eukaryota, Metazoa, Chordata, Actinopteri, Cichliformes, Cichlidae. The transcript is spliced from 13 exons. Gene Ontology annotation, biological process: peptidyl-serine phosphorylation; intracellular signal transduction. Gene Ontology annotation, molecular function: ATP binding; protein serine/threonine kinase activity. Bases 55 to 2616 code for a protein of 853 amino acids. The record is from RefSeq and is a predicted model, not a curated record.
CUUUGAGCUGGCUGGCUUACACAGACGUAACCCUCAUUUUAAAGCAGUUAAAUAAUGGACGCAGAGGAAGAGCACCGCUCGUGUGCCGACGUGAAAUCUGUAGAUCAUCACCCUAAACCGCCGUCUAUCAACGAUUUCGUCGUGCUGAAGCCCAUCAGCCGCGGGGCUUUUGGCAAGGUCUACCUUGCACGGAAGAAGUGCAACGCACGCGUAUAUGCCAUUAAGGUGAUGAAGAAAGCCGAUAUGGUGGAUAAAAACAUGACAAACCAGCUGAAGGCAGAGCGAGAUGCCCUCGCUUUGAGCAAAAGUCCCUUCGUGGUUCACCUGUUUUACUCCCUUCAGACAGCCACCAAGAUCUAUCUGGUAAUGGAAUACCUCAUUGGUGGAGAUGUCAAAUCUCUCCUUCAUAUCUAUGGCUAUUUUGACCAGGACAUGGCUGUAAAAUACAUCUCAGAGGUCGCACUGGCUUUAGACUAUCUCCAUCGUCAUGGUAUAAUUCACAGAGAUCUGAAGCCAGACAACAUGCUCAUAUCCAACGAAGGCCACAUCAAAUUAACAGAUUUUGGCCUUUCUAAAGUCAAGCUGGACAGAGAGCUGAGUCUUAUGGAUAUCCUCACUACCCCAUCUUUGGUUAAACCCAAGAAGGAUUAUUCCCGCACGCCAGGCCAAGUCCUCUCUUUAAUCAGCUCCCUUGGAUUUAAUACACCAGCAGCAGAAGGCAAGCGUCACUGCAGCGCUACUGUGGUGUCCAGUCCCAUGUCGUGUGGCAAAAUAAAACCAAGGAAUAAAUCUCUUGAUUCUCCUGUAAUGAAGAAAAUAGAUCACCUGUCUUCACCUGCUCGCUACCCUUGGAAACUGAGACCAAAGAGCAAUGUGUUUAGUCCUCAUAAUUUGACAAAAAAUCUGACUCCCACGUUGAUGAAGACCAGGAGCAGGUUUCAGACGAUGAGUGCAGGCAGCACUACUGACACUGACGGUGGCACCAGUCCACUGUGGGAGUGUGAGGAGAAAGAGAAUGAACACAUGAAUGACCAGAACGGGAGAGGGCGAUCUGAGUUGAAGGUGCCCAAAGAGGACAGUCCGCCCACAAAACGGGACACUUUUUGCUUUUCUGAUAAGACCUCUUGCAGUCAAUCAAAAAAGUCAAAUGAAGCUCAUCUUGUAGAAAAUAAAUCCCAUACGAACAACCAGGAGUCUGUCUCCACAGCUCAGGAGAAUGUUUGUCAAUUAGCAGUUCCCUCAUCUGUGAAGAGAACAUUUUCAGAUUUACAAAGAAGUCCAGAGACGCCAGAGAUCCGAGCCAAAAAGAGAAACACAGACUACAAAAGGUUCUAUGAGAUUCCUGUGGAGACUGAGAGGUUUCACACCGGCUUGACUGGAACAUUUUCCACCAUCAAAAUAGGCGACUUCAUGGUCUCCACUGAGGGGAUCGGGGCAACUGAAGAGCGGGUGCCGAAGCGCUCCAGUCCCGUUGCUGUAGCCAAAAGUCUGUUUUAUGAACUGGAAGAGCCGGUGGAGGAUGUAUUUGAAGGUGGAGCCAAAGACCUGUCACACACGAGUUUCACGUCACCACUUCCUGGGACAAGUGACAUUUGUAGGAACCUGAGCAUGGACUCUGACGGGUCUAUGCACGAAAUGUCUUUCACUAUAGACAGCCAUCCAUCCCUCCAGCCAACUGAGCCUGUCAAACACAGGAAUUCAUUAUCACCAGAGGAGGACAAAGAAAGUAAAGACUCCUUCUAUACUGCAUCACUACCAAAAACUCCUGUGGCCACUGUUGAAACACCUAAACUUGGUCGUUUUCUGGGGAGAGAUGAAUCUCGCUGUUCCUUUGCGAACCGACUUCCUGAGCUUGCUUGCAGUGAUGUGGAGUCCCCUUUAUUCCUCAAGCCGCGAAAUGUCGUGGCCUUCCGUAGUUAUUGUAGCUCCAUUAAUCGGUCCAACGUGUCCGGGGUGUCCCGAGUUAGCAUUGGAUCUGUGGAAGCUAUGGACGUGUCCACAACGGCUUCUUAUAACGCCGCAUCUGGAGCUGCAACACCAGUGCAGAAGAGACCCAGCUCCAGUGGUUCUCUCUAUCAGACUCCUCAGCCCAUGUCGACCUCUCAUACCCCUUACAGGACUCCAAAGAGUGUCCGAAGGGGAGCACUGCCUGUUGAGGGAGCACCGAUUUUAGGAACCCCUGACUAUUUGGCUCCAGAGCUUCUUCUGGGAAAACCACAUGUUUCAGGAAGUGGUCAGUGUGACUUCAUGGUGGACUGGUGGGCGCUUGGUGUGUGUCUUUUCGAGUUCCUCACAGGUGUGCCGCCAUUCAAUGACGAGACGCCCCAGCUGGUCUUCCAGAAUAUUCUGAACAGGGAUAUACCCUGGCCUGAGGGGGAGGAGGAGUUAUCUGUAGACUCCAGGAAUGCCAUUGAAAUCCUGCUGACCAUGGACAUGACAAAGCGCGCUGGCUUAAAAGAACUGAAGUGCCACCCCCUGUUUGACGGUCUGGACUGGGACAACCUGCAGAACCAGCCGAUGCCUUUCAUACCUCAACCAGACGACGAAACCGACACCUCUUACUUUGAUGCGAGAAACAGUGCUCAGCACAUUGCCGUGUCCGGCUUCAGUCUAUAGAAGUUGUUCUCUCGCUCGAAUGUUUGACGUGAGAGUGAUUUUUAAACACUUCAGACCAUUACCUUGGAUUUCUGCAAGUAAAUGCGAGGUAAAGAUGUGGAUUAGGGUGGCUUUUCCGUUCACUGUUGUAAUAUUGUUUUUAAAGAAAACAUUUUACAUUUGUGCAAUCAAAAAGGGCCACUUAGCUACAAGAAAUAUCUUUUUAAUGUUAGCACUACUGCGUUACAUUACUCUACUAGCAAGGCACCCCUUUAUCUGCUGCUUGAUUUUGUUGUGAUGAGGAUGUUAAAGUUAAUAUGCUCCAUUUUCUGUUG